Molecule: messenger RNA, 1686 nt
Organism: Cyclopterus lumpus (lumpfish)
Lineage: Eukaryota; Metazoa; Chordata; Actinopteri; Perciformes; Cyclopteridae
Product: butyrophilin subfamily 3 member A2
Exons: 5
Coding region: 216-995 (259 amino acids)
Biological process (GO): positive regulation of T cell proliferation; T cell costimulation; cellular response to lipopolysaccharide
Cellular component (GO): external side of plasma membrane
Source: RefSeq, a predicted model, not a curated record
AGUCUUCAGCGUGACUGAAACCGUGUGUGUGUGUGUGUGUGUGCGCGCGCGCAUCGCUCUCAUUGUUCACACACUGGGAUUUUAACCACAUUUCAGUCAUCCAAACAAUCACUGCGCCGCGGAGCAGAUUGGGAAUAAUGAUAUAGCCGAGAAGUUAUUACAGGCGACCACUUUAACCGCGUAUUCCUUCAAGACACUCCAGCUCCAUUGGCACCAUGAGGACCUACCUGGGAGUGUUAAUGCUGGUGUUUGUCUCAGGUGAUGACACGACGAUUCUAGGUGUCUUAGAAGAGAGUGUCCUUCUGCCAUGCACCUGCUUAGAUUUGGAUGAGGAGUUUAAGUUUAAGUGGCAGAUGGAAGAACCAAACCUGAUGCUGAUGUACAUGUACAACAAGUCUAGCAAUAGAUACACAGGCAGGACCCAAAUAUUUCAGACUGAGAAAGGCAAUAACUGCUCUGUUCUCCUCACCAACAUCACAGCGGAGGACCAGGGGAGAUACAAAUGCAUUUUUCGCAGUUUAGGUACAUACCAGAAAUCCCAUGUGUAUCUGAACGUUUCUGCGAGAUACAGUGUUUGUCAGACCAAAGACAGCCUGAGUGGAGGUGUGAAGGUUUUCCAGUGUAACGUGACCGGGCGCUACAGAGAGGCUCGGAUUCAGUGGACUUUGCAUGGACAGCCUCUCACAGAUUUAACCAAAACUAAAAUAACCCACACAAACAACACAGUGAAUGGACUCUACCAUUUCAACAGCACACUCAGCACCAAGCUCAACUGGACCUCAGAACCUACAUGUGAUGUCAAGGCCAACCACAUAUCAACUACUUUAAGCUCUGGCUGUGCAGGAAAGACAGAAAAAAACGUAAGAAAUCCUAACAGCUCCCAAGUACGAGUCUGGUUAAAAAUCAUCCCUGUGAUGAUGUUUGGACUUUGCAUACUCUUGUUGUUUUCAAAGAGUUCACCGAGGACACAAGAAGAGAAUACCAACAACCUCUGAACAUAACAAACCCCGAUGUCACCGAGUAACCUUACAUUCCCACCAAAAUGUUGUUAAUUCCCAAUGUGGCAUCAUGCCCACUUGGCUACUGUUCGCAGACAGGUUUCAUCCUGUGCUCAUGCCACGAAGGGAAUGCAGCGCUUCUGUAACGGACGUCCACCUUGAGAGCUUUUAUGGAUGUCUUUUUAAUCUUUCCUUAAAAUUCAAAGAGUGUAAAAGGAGGUUGCCCUCUACGAUUUGAAGAUGAAGUGAUGCAUCUAAAUGUAAUCAGUCAUCAGGUAACAGUGAUGGGAUUCAUAUUGAUAUCAGCCAACUGCAUUAUUUGGACAGCUCAUUUUGCAACACUUAGCAACCAUUUUGUAAAAUAGUCAUUCUGGGGUGAUAUGCAACCAUUGUAUGAGCCAUUGAUCUUGUGUGACCAUGAGGAUGAUAUUUAUAGCACAAUGCGUAUAGUCUGCACUAUGUAAAUGAUAUCUACUGUCUACUGUGAUUUUAUCGUAAAGGUAAAUGGACACACUUUAUUUUCUUAUAACGGGUUGUGUUCAAAUGUAGCGUGUUCUUCUGCCUUUGUGAUAUAGUUGCACUGAAUGUUGUCGCUUUGCCAGAAUUGUUUUUACUUUAUAUAAAUAAACAGGUUACGGUCAUUGUAUUAGACACCAACCAUAUGCCAAUUAAACAGACAGAGACUUUA